Triplophysa rosa is the source of this 950-nucleotide messenger RNA. Its product is annotated as ankyrin repeat and SOCS box protein 12-like. The coding region runs from base 21 to 950 and encodes 309 amino acids. The record is from RefSeq and is a predicted model, not a curated record. The transcript has 2 exons. Gene Ontology annotation, molecular function: protein binding. Lineage: Eukaryota; Metazoa; Chordata; Actinopteri; Cypriniformes; Nemacheilidae.
CCUGCAGUGUUGUAGCUUGCAUGUGUUUCUCUCUGGAUACUAUACGCUUUAAAGUGCUGAGAGAUUUAAGAAUGGUUUUGGAUAAGUCCAACAGCAAUAGCUUAAUGGACAUUUCCAAGAUCUUCUCUCUUCUCCAACCCAAAGAGGAAGAAGACAUCAACUACUGUCAGCAGCUGAAUCAAGCCACCUUUACUGAUGAUGAAAAGCGCCUCACCGAGCUUCUGUCUCAGGAGCAGUACAAGAGAUGCAUUAAUCAGCGAAGCGGCUGGGGCAUCCCUGUUACUCCACUGCGUACAGCCGCAGCUCAGGGACACCUCCACUGUCUCCAGGUCCUCCUAGCUAAUGGGGCUGAGGUGGACAGCCUGGACGUCAAAGCCCAGACUCCACUUUUUAUGGCUGUCAGUGCUAAACACUUAGACUGCGUUGCUGCAUUAUUAAAAGCUGGUGCUAACCCCAAUGGCAGCCCACAUAACAACUGCUCCCCUGUGAUGACUGUAGCCAGAGAAGGUGAUGUGGCUAUUCUGAGGGAACUCUUGUACCAUGGGGCUGAAGUAGAUGUAAAACCCAAGAUACCGGACUGGGCCUCAAAUGCCACAGCCUGCCGAGGACCACUCUACAUUUCAGCAGUUUAUGGCCAUAUGGAUUGUUCCAGACUAUUGCUGCAGCAUGGAGCGAAUCCAGACUACAACUGCACUGAGGAAAAGAUGCUAAGCCAAAUUAAACAACCUAAAACUGUGAUGGAGAUGUGCCUCAGAAAUGACUGUGGGCCGGAAUACAUUCAACUGCUUAUAGACUUUGGAGCAAAUGUAUACCUACCUACUAUAAUAAUGGAUAACACUACAAGACAGAAUGAAUCGGUGAUGCUUCUACUUAAAGAAAGAGGUAAGUCUGCAAUGACAUUUACAGUUUAUGUUUUUACAUUAUACCCAGCAAACACAUUUACAUUGUAG